Molecule: messenger RNA, 840 nt
Organism: Cinara cedri
Lineage: Eukaryota; Metazoa; Arthropoda; Insecta; Hemiptera; Aphididae
Source: the annotation of a GenBank genome assembly
AUGGCUAGUAUGUUAGUGGUCGAAGAGACCCUAAAACAAAUUCAAACAAGCGAUGGAGUCAUUGGUGUCAUUGUAGCAAACUUUGAUGGUUCGCAAGAGUUUUUUUAUGUAUACAAUAUAAUAUAGGUAACACUUAAUGACUUAUUUUCAGGAAUCCCUAUAAAGUCCACAUUGGACAACUUCACUUCUGUUCAGUAUUGUGGUUUGGUACAACAAUUAAUUGAUAAAUCGAAAAUUGCAAUUAAAAAAAAUGAUCCGUCUGACGAUUUAAUGUUCCUACGUUUACGUACCAAAAAACAUGAGAUUUUAAUAGUACCGGGUAAAGUGCAUUGAAUAAUUAUUGUUUAAACUUAAUACACUUCAAUACAUUUUUUUUUAAUAAUUUGUUAAUAAAUUAAUUGAUGGUAAAUACUAGCUAAAAUAUUAAUUCAAAAUUAAUUAUUUAAUAUACAAUUUCAAUGCAAUAAUCUUUGAUACCAUUAUUAUUGAAACAUUUAAGACUUUCCCUGAAAAUAUACAUAGGUAAAAAUAAUAGAUUUAUUUAAUAACUCCUCGAAUAAAUCAGUCUUAGAAACAAUACAAAAAUUAAAUUAAAAAGAAUUUAUUGCAUUAUUUUAAUUUUUAUACACAGUAAAUAAGUAGCCUUUCACUACAAAUAUAACUUUUUUUCAGUACAUCACACGUAUUUAAACAUAACAUAGUAGUAUAAUGCCAAUAUUCAAAGUUAUAAUAUUUAAUUAUUAGAAACUAAAAAAAUAAUAAUUAUAAUUAUAUUUUUCAGAAAAACAAUAUGUCAUGAUAAUAGUUCAUAAUCCUACCGGUUCAAGACCACCAUUGUAA